Macadamia integrifolia is the source of this 2498-nucleotide messenger RNA. Its product is annotated as aluminum-activated malate transporter 9-like. Gene Ontology annotation, cellular component: plant-type vacuole membrane. The record is from RefSeq and is a predicted model, not a curated record. The transcript has 6 exons. Lineage: Eukaryota; Viridiplantae; Streptophyta; Magnoliopsida; Proteales; Proteaceae. Gene Ontology annotation, biological process: malate transport. The coding region runs from base 565 to 2211 and encodes 548 amino acids.
AUGAAUUUAGAGUGAAACGGGUAUAUAUCUGUGGGCUUUUCCUUGGUGCAACCUAAGCUUCCCUUUGCAGAUUUUAGACUUGGGUAGGAAGGCCUGGCUACAUGAUCUGCUUUGCUUAGCUCUUGCUGAGACAACACAAACAAACUAUGUCCCGUUGCAUCAUUGGAUUCUAAUUCUUCUUCCAUUUAGCAUUAUUGGGUUUAGGCAUCUCUUAUCCUUGAUUUUCUCAUUCUAUCUUCUCCUAAAAAAUAUAUAUAUUUAAUUAUCCAUUUAUUUUUAAGUUUAAUUAUUCUUCUGUUUAUCACAUACUGUCUAGUCUGUUCAUACUUUCCCCCUACUUGCAUCACCCAACUUAGCCAUCGCCACUCUUUAUAAUCACAUACUCCUCACAGUUCUUCAUUGGAAAACUGAACUUUAACUCAUAAUCUCAACUAUUUUCUCUAACUCUGGCCUUGCCUAAUUCUUUUCCUGUUUAGCUUGAGAAUUCAAUCAGAGUUCUUUGUAUAACAUCUCUCAGAGGAGAGGGCCGAGGUAAGAAAUUUUAUACCAUCUUAAUAUUGGAGAAUGAAUGGCAAAAAGGGUAGCAUCAAGAUCGACAUUUGUCCAGCAUCGUCGAAAGUAAAACAGCCGGAAACAGGGAAGAAAUCAGCGGGAGUUGGCUUCUUCAUCAAAGAAUGGAUAAAGUCUGUGUGGGAAUUCUGCAAAGAAGACCCCAACAGAGUAACAUUCUCAAUAAAGGUGGGCCUUGCUGUUCUCCUUGUGUCCUUGCUCAUACUUUUCCAAGCACCUUAUGAAGUAUUCGGCACCAGCAUCAUAUGGUCCAUCCUCACUGUCGCCAUUAUGUUCGAAUAUACUGUUGGAGCGACGUUUAACCGAGGAUUGAACCGGGCACUGGGAAGCUUACUUGCCGGAAUCUUUUCAGUUGCCGUCAUCCAGGUGGCUCUGUGCUCCGGCCAUGUUGCUGAACCUAUAAUCAUCGGUUUCAGCAUCUUCUUGAUGGGAGCUGUGACAUCGUUCAUGAAGCAGUGGCCAUCCUUGGUUCCAUACGAGUAUGGAUUCAGAGUCAUACUCUUCACCUUCUGUUUGAUAGUAAUUUCUGGGUAUCGGAUUGGGACCCCAGUGAGGACUGCGAUGGAUCGGUUAUAUUCAAUUGGUAUCGGAGGGUUUGUAGCAGUUUUUGUGAAUGUCUUUGUGUGUCCUUCAUGGGCUGGAGAGAGACUCCACAAGGAGUUGGUUAAACAAUUUGAUGCUGUGGCUGAUUCUCUUGAAGAAUGUGUGAAGAAAUAUUUGAAAGAUGAUGGAUCUGAUCAUCCUGAGUUCUCAAAGACUGUUAUGGAUGAGUUUCCUGAUGAGCCUGCUUAUAAGGGGUGUAAAGCUACUCUGAACUCAUCAGCAAAGAUUGAGUCUCUGGCGAAUUCAGCGAAGUGGGAGCCGCCGCACGGCAGGUUCAGGCACUUCUUCUACCCUUGGUCGGAAUAUGUAAAAGUAGCCUCCGUUCUCCGGUUCUGCGCCUACGAAGUGAUGGCCCUUCACGGUGUCCUUCACUCUGAGAUACAGGCACCCUAUAACCUCAAGAUUACGUUUCAAUCAGAGAUUCAAGAAGCAAGUAGCCAAGCAGCAGAACUAGUGAAGAGCCUGGGAAAGGACAUAAUGAACAUGAAGAGAACCCAUAGGCCAUCCCUAUUGAAGAGGGUCCAUAUCUCUACAGUGCGCCUCCAAAGGGCUAUAGACAUGCACUCUUACCUUCUCACAUCAGGACAUGACUUUCUUGUCGAUAACAAUACCAAUACCAAGCCACUCUCUGAGCAGCUCUCUUACAAUUUGUCAUCUAUCCUCUCCGCUCCCUUCGCGGCCGACCAAGGCAGCGGCAAUGGCGAUGGCAAUGGGGAUGGAAAUGGUGGCCAGGAGAUGCCGGCAGAGAAUGGGACUUUGCCGGCACCGGUGGCAGCUGCAACUGAGUCUUACCAUGAGGCAAUGAAGAAGCAACAGAGAAGGCUAUAUUCGUGGCCAUCAAGAGAGGUGGAUGACUUUGAAGAAGGCAGCGUUGGGUUGGAUUUACUGCCUAGGAUGAAGGCACUAGAGAGCACUGCGUCCUUGUCACUCGCCACCUUCACUUCAUUGCUUAUUGAGUUUGUGGCUCGACUCGAUCACUUGGUUGAAGCCGUGGAUGAGCUUGCCAAGAUGGCUAAGUUCAAGGAAGAUGAUUUAUGAACUUAGGCACUCGUUUCUUGCAUCUCAUAUACACUCAAUUUAUUAAGGACUUAGGUAGAAGUCAUCCUUAAAAGCUCUAUCUUUAUUAUUAAUAAUGUAAAAUCAAGAGAGAGAGAGAGAGGUUGACAGUUGAUUGCUGCUUCUGUUUGAGCAAUAGCUAGAUCUUCUAAGUACAACUUGAUAAUUUCUUUUUAUCAAUUUCCCUUUUGUUUGAUCUUUUGGAUUUAGAACUCAAAAAUCUAAUCUUUAGAUUAAGGAAUCUAUGUAUAAUAACAAAGUUUGAAUUA